CGGAAAAAACAGCUAAACAAUUAUGAAAUCACAACCAAUCCAACAAAUCAACACUCCUUUCCCAUAUGGAAAAGGGCAAAAACAGCAAGAAAAAUUUCACACAAUAUUAGUUAGUUUCCCUUGAAGCGAUCACGACAAACACAUCACGUCCAAAUCUUCCCCAUUAGCCAAGAACCAAAGCCCACCACCCUCCACCCACCUUGCUUUCACGUUUUCACGAUCUCAAAACAAACCACCCCACAACUCCCUCCCUCCCUCCCCUUUUCAUAUAACUGCGACUGCCUUGUUUCACAACCAAAAACGAUCAAGAUCCAAGAAAAACGAGAAACCCUUAUCAAGAAAGAUGUGCUGUGGAGGUCGAAUGUGCAUGCUGUGCACAUGUUUGAUACUAGUGGUGAUCUUGAUUGGCUUAUCGUUCGGUUUUGGAGUUUUCAAGAAUGGGUUUCACAAGUUGAAGGAUCACCUUGAUGUUUGUGAUCCUAACGCUAUUGGCUCAUUUUGCGGCGGCGGCGGCAAGGCUUCAAGGCCUUUCUUGGGUUUCCCAGCCCCCCCUCCUGGCUCUUUCUAGGGACAAGAAGAAUUCUCUCAUUCUGCUGCUGUGAUGGUUUUCUUUAGGGUUCCGAGUCCCUUAUACGUGUCCUGAUUGUUUUAGGAAUCUGUGAUGAGAUUAUUUGUUGGGAUUUUUUUAUGUUGAUUUAUUUUUUUAUUAAAUUUUAUUUAUCCUAGUACAUUAAUUGUUUCUUGAUCUGGUCUUCAUGUCAAUGACAGUGAAUUACUCUAGUACUAUUUGUUUGAUGAUUGCUUAUGAUUAUGAUCGUGCUGAUCCAGUGGCUAAGUCCUUUCAACAAAUAACCGAAGAACUGCAUCAGUUCUUUGUACUUCUAUUUCA
Molecule: messenger RNA, 889 nt
Organism: Populus nigra (black poplar)
Lineage: Eukaryota; Viridiplantae; Streptophyta; Magnoliopsida; Malpighiales; Salicaceae
Exons: 1
Coding region: 344-568 (74 amino acids)
Source: RefSeq, a predicted model, not a curated record